AUGGCCCCCCCUCCCCCUUCCCUGCCCGUCCCUCCCGUAGCCCGGGCAGCUCGGGGGGGGCCGCCCCGCCUGCUGAGCGCCGCCGCCGCCGCCCUGGCUCUGCUGAGCGCCGCCGCCGUCGGGGCCUGCCCGGCCGUUUGCCGCUGCUCCGGGGGCCGCGUCUACUGCAACGACCGCGGGCUGACGGCCGUGCCCGAGGGGCUCCCGCCCGGAGCCACCACGCUGUUCCUGCAGAACAACCGCAUCGGCGACGCGGGGAUCCCGGCUCGGCUGGGCCGGCUGCCGGCGCUGCGGGUGCUGUACCUGUACGCCAACGCUCUGGAGCAGCUGCCGGCUCACCUGCCGCCGGCUCUGCGGGAGCUGCACCUGCAGGAGAACAACGUGCGCGGUUUGUGCCGCCGGGCGCUGGCGCGGGCGCCGCUGCUCGAGCGCCUGCACCUGGACGACAACUCGGUGUCGGCGGCCGGCAUCGAGGAGGACGCGUUCGCCGAGAACCGACGGCUGCGCCUCCUCUUCCUCUCGCGGAACCACCUGAGCAGCGUCCCCGCGGGGCUGCCGCCCGCCCUGGAGGAGCUGCGGCUGGACGACAACCGCAUCCACACCAUCCCGCUGCGGGCCUUCGAGGGGCUGCCGGCGCUGCGGCGCCUGGUGCUGGACGGGAACCUGCUGGCCAACCAGCGCAUGGCCGACGACACCUUCAGCCGCCUGGGCAACCUCAGCGAGCUCUCGCUGGGCCGCAACGCGCUGGCGGCUCCGCCGGCGAACCUGCCCCGGGCUCGGCUCCGCCGCCUCUCGCUGGCCGCCAACGCCAUCAGCCACGUGCCGGCCGGAGCCCUGGCGAGGAUGAGGGCGCUGGAGCGGCUGGACCUGUCGGACAACAACCUGACCACGCUGCCGCGGGGGCUCUUCGACGAUCUGGGCAGCCUGAGCCACCUGGGGCUGCGCAACAACCCCUGGUUCUGCGGCUGCAACCUGGCCUGGCUGCGGGACUGGCUGCGCCGCCGCGCCCCGCCGCGCCUGGAGGUGCGGGGUUUGCUGUGCCAGGCGCCGGCGAGGCUGCGGGGGCUGCCGGUGGGCGAGCUGCGGGGAGAGAUGGACGCCUGCGAGACGCCCCCGGCCUCGGGGGGAGCCGGAGCUGCGGGCGGGGGGACGUCCCCCGGUGCCGCCGCCGUGUCCCCCGCGCUGGCCGCGUCGCCGGGAGCCGCCGCCACGCCGGGGCUGUGGGUGCAGGCGGCGCCGGGGGGGGCCCUGAGGGUGCGGUGGCCCCCGGCCCCUCCCGGGGCGUCGCUGAGGCUCAGCUGGCUGCGGCCCGGGGGGGGAGCCGUGACCGAGACCUUGGUGCGGGGGGAGCGCGGCGAGUACGUGGUGCGGGCUCUGCAGCCCCGCGCUCCGUACCGGGUCUGCCUGGCCGCCCUGGAGCCUCCCGCCGCCCCCCCGCUCUGCGCCCAGGCCCGGGCGGGGGCCGGGGACCCCUCCCAGCCCGGUUCUCCCGGAGCUCCGGCCGGGGAUGCUCCCCCCGCGCUGCCCCCGGCCGCGGCUCUGGGGGCGGCGGCGGCGGCGGCGAGGGACCCCCCUGGAUUCACCUCCGUGCCCCCCCCACUGGCCUCCGGUCCCCCGUGCAAGCCACGCCCCUUUAGUGCAAGCCACGCCUCCCCGCGUAAGCCACGCCCCUCGCAGACCUCCCAGCGAGUCCUCCGCGCCGCCAGGGGGCGCUCCCCAUCGCCACCGCUCCCUCCUUCCGCCCCGUCCUCUGUGAUCAGCGCUGCUCGCAGCCAAUGGGAGAAGCGGAAAAUUCCAGAAGUCACGGCGGAGCCCAACCAAUGGGCGCCCAGCGCCGGGAGAUGCGGCCAAUGGGAACGCGCGGAGCCGGGCCCUGAUGCCGGCUUCCGGCGGACGCGGGUCUGGAAGGGGGCGUGCCCCGAUGCCCUCGGCAGCCAAUGGGAAGGCGGGAACGCGGAAGGCAGCCAAUGGGAGCGCGCGCGGGGGCGGGAGGGCGGGGCGCGCGGCCAAUGGGGCGCGGGGGGCGUGGCCGAGGGGUUCUAG
Messenger RNA from Pseudopodoces humilis (Tibetan ground-tit), 2043 nucleotides. The record is from RefSeq and is a predicted model, not a curated record. NCBI's taxonomy places the organism in Eukaryota, Metazoa, Chordata, Aves, Passeriformes, Paridae.